This is a messenger RNA of Linum trigynum, 1074 nucleotides long. The record is from the annotation of a GenBank genome assembly. Lineage: Eukaryota; Viridiplantae; Streptophyta; Magnoliopsida; Malpighiales; Linaceae.
GUAAUUUAAUAAUGCAAUAUACUACGACUAUUCUCAAAAUAACAACAAGCAUAGAUAAUAAUAAAUGACACCGAGGAUUUACGUGGUAUACCUUGAUUUUGGGCCAGUCCACGGGAACUGCAGCUCCGGAGUAUUUCUUUACUAUAACAAUGAUAGGUUACAGAGAUUUUCUCGAUACAAGAAAUAGAACACACGGUGUUUCCAAAACAACCUCACUAUUUCACUCACAAGGAAAUCUCCUAUCUACCCGUGGUAGUGAAAACGUUUCACUACCAAAAACCCACAAAAGAAAUACGAACAGAAGCAGAACAAAGGAAAUGGAGAAUGAUGGAAUGUUGAAGGAUGAUGGAAAUGAGGCUACUGCCUCUGCCUUUUAUAGGCUAAUGGGAGACAAAGGGAAAUGAAUUCCCACCUGCUCACUCACCUCCCCAACUGCAUUCAGUGACUUUGUUGACAUUUUUUUUUUAAUUUCCACCGCCAGCUGAAUUGCUGGCCUCUUCCUCACCAUAUGUAGGCGGGCCAACAAGACGGACUGACGGAGGAUGCGAUGGCGCCGCCUAGGCUCUCCGGAAUGCAGAAGCAAGUUCUCAGCCUCUACCGAGGCUUUCUGCGUGCAGCUCGCUUGAAAUCUCCCGACGAUCGGAAGCAGAUCGAAGCCGUCAUCUCCGCCGAGUUCCGUCGCAAUUCCGAGCAAGUGGAUCGGAAGAACUUCGUCUACAUCGAGUACUUGCUCAACCGCGGCAAGAAGCAGCUCGAUCAGCUUAAGAGCCCCGGCGUCAUCGGCUUAUCUUCUUUCAAUGUCGGUCAGCGAUAACUAAAAUUCAAGCAUUCCCCUUUUUGGGUAAUUAGAGGAUUGAUGAUCUGCAUUUUUUUUUGUAUUUUUUACUCCGGCAUGAGUUAAUAUUUUCGUAUGGCCUGAAUUUUGACCAAAAUAAACAUCCUUGUCAAUCUUUUCGAUCUAUAACAUCUUGGCCCGAACUAUACACCAAAAUAAAUAAUUUGACCAAACUCGAUGUUAGUCAACGCGCCACGUCAUUACCAAGUCAGAAGAUCUGAUAAAUAUUUAUUUAUUUU